This is a messenger RNA of Menidia menidia (Atlantic silverside), 1320 nucleotides long. NCBI's taxonomy places the organism in Eukaryota, Metazoa, Chordata, Actinopteri, Atheriniformes, Atherinopsidae. The record is from the annotation of a GenBank genome assembly.
GAUUCCAUCACUGUCUUUCAGGAGCUGAAGGAGCUGCUGAGGAAAAACGCCACAGUGGAGUCGUUCAUUGAGUGGCUCGACUCUGUGGUUGAGCACAAAGUCAUCAAGCCGGGAAAACAAAGCGGUCGGUCGGUGAGGAAGCGGGCUCAGGAUUUCCUCCUCAGAUGGAGCUUCUUUGGGGCCCGAGUGAUGCACAACCUCACACUAAACAACGCCUCCAGCUUUGGGUCCUUCCACCUGAUCCGGAUGCUUUUGGACGAAUACAUCCUGCUUGCUUUGGAGACCCAGUUCAACAACGACAAGGACCAGGACCUGCAGAACCUGCUGGAGAAAUACAUGAGAAAUGCAGACGCCAGUAAAGCUGCCUUCAUGGCCUCGCCCAGCUCCUGCUUCCUGGCCAAUCGCAACAAACCCUCAGGUCCUGCCGACCAAUCGGUGAAGAACGAGUCUCUGGCAGAACACGCCUACAUGUCUCUGUCCACCAAUCGGCAUCAGAGUCUGGAGGCGAAACCGGUCCUCUACCCGGGAACCGACAGCUCCGGGUUCACGGUGUCAGUGAACCGAGGCUCCGUCAUCAACCAGGGGCCCAUGGCAGGGAGGCCCUUGGCUUCUUCUUCUCCUCCUUCUUCCUCCACCUACUCCACCUCCCUGUCCUCCUGCCUCUCCUCUCUGGGAGUGAUGACCCAGCCCAGCCCCUGUCCAUCUUACUCAGAGAACCUGUAUCACUGUUUACCUCAGACCAGUUCCGGUUAUUUCCCGCCCUCCAGCAGCUCCUCCAGCCAAAACUACCAAACUAUCAGUUCUCAGACCCAGAAUCAGUGUCUGACUCCACUCCAGGCUCAGGCCUCCCCUCUGACCUGCCACCUGCCCCGAUACCCCCCCAUCAACGACCAGCACCUGACCAAAGACCCCUUCUACAACCCCCACCCCGCCCUGGUCCACCACUACAGCCCCGGUCCAGACCCGGCUCAGGCCGAGCAGCAGCUGGACUCGGCCGCUCAGAUCCUGGACCCCGCCGAGGGUUUCGGCUUUGUGGGAUCUGGGCUGAACCUGGCAACCGGUGGCUGCCAGGGGCAGAGCUACUCUGUCACGGGACACAGCGGAUAUUACGGCGGGUACCUGGACGGCCAGCGCUUGACCUCGAUGGUGGACCAGCACGUGUCCGUUAUCAGCAGCGUCGGCAGCCUGAGGCAUUUCCCCUCCAGAUUCUCCGAAGUCCACGACCCGCUGAACAUCCUGGACGAGCCGGGCCGGAAAACCACGGCGGGGUUUUUCAGCGAGGUGGAAACCGGAGCAGGCAUCAUGAGUCAGUUCCAAUAA